UCAGAAAUAUAUACUACAGCAGCAGUUCUGGCUAAUCCUUGGUGGACAAUUCAAGGAGGGUUAUCUGGUGUUGACCCAGGAACCCAUUCACCUACUGGUUUCAACAAACUUCACAACACAAACCUUACGAUCAACGAGAAUCGCGAUGAAGAAGAAGAAGACGACGAUGACAACAGAGAUGAGCCGAGAGAAGGCGCGGUUGAUGUUGGAAACCGGAGGCCAAGAGGAAGACCACCUGGAUCUAAAAAUAGACCUAAACCUCCUAUCUUUGUUACAAGAGAUAGUCCAAAUGCUUUGAAGAGCCAUGUGAUGGAGGUGGCUGGUGGAGCUGAUAUAGCAGAAAGUGUAGCGCAAUUUGCAAGGAGGCGUCAACGGGGUGUUUGUGUUCUCAGUGGAAGUGGCUCGGUGGCUAAUGUUACUCUUAGACAACCUUCAGCUCCUGGUGCUGUUGUAGCACUUCAUGGUAGGUUUGAGAUCUUGUCCUUAACGGGAACGUUUCUACCUGGUCCUGCUCCACCAGGUUCAACUGGUCUAACAGUGUACCUGGCUGGAGGUCAGGGCCAGGUAGUCGGAGGUUGUGUUGUUGGAGCUCUUGUUGCAGUUGGGCCUGUUAUGCUUAUUUCCGCUACUUUUACUAACGCGACUUAUGAAAGACUUCCACUCGAAGAUUCUGAUAAUGAUAAUGACAAUAACAACGAAGGGCCUAGUUCAGCGGCCGCCAUGCAAGGAGCAGCGUUAGGUGGUGGAUCUCCUCCACCCGGAAUCGGUCAUCAGUUGCAAGGUGGAAUUCCAGAUCCAUCUUCUAUGCCGAUGUAUAAUUUGCCACCGAAUUUGUUGCCUAAUAAUGGAGGGCAGAUGGGACAUGAGGCCCUUGCUUGGGCUGCUGCUCAUGGAAGGCCACCUUAUUAAGAUGAACUGUCUGAAUUAGAUCUGUGAAUUUGUUAUCUUGUAUUUUGAAGGGUAGGUAUUGGAAAACGUUAGAGAGGUGCUGAGUUUAAGAAACUGUGAAGAAGAAUGAAGCAUGCUUCUUAGUAAUAGUGAUGUGUAUAUGGAUUAUGAACUUCUUUUUGUUCUUUUUUAUUUCUCUUUUGCUUCUGUGGUUUGAAUAAAAAAUGAUGACUGUGAGUGUCUUUUU
Molecule: messenger RNA, 1135 nt
Organism: Vicia villosa (hairy vetch)
Lineage: Eukaryota; Viridiplantae; Streptophyta; Magnoliopsida; Fabales; Fabaceae
Product: AT-hook motif nuclear-localized protein 20-like
Exons: 1
Cellular component (GO): nucleus
Molecular function (GO): minor groove of adenine-thymine-rich DNA binding; DNA-binding transcription factor activity
Source: RefSeq, a predicted model, not a curated record